AUGCCCAUGUCAACAAUGGAGGACCCGUCGGCGCCUGGUCCGCUGACCUCCCACCCGAUCGCGGGCCCUCCGUCAAGCAAUUCGACGUCCAACGGCCAGCGACCCGCGGCGAAACGAUCAAACUCGUCGGUGCAGCGCGCCAAUUCCCGCUUCGUCGAGGGUUCAAUGAACGACCGUACCUCGGCUGCGCCACCAAUCGACUUCCUCGGCCCCGAGGAUUCGACUGAGAUUGCCCGCCGCUUCCACAUGGACUUUUACGUCGACGCACCCGACGCUGGUGUCUUCUCCCCUGAGAGACUUCGGCAGCAGCAACAUCACCAGCCGCUGCACCAGCAGUCCCAGCCACUUCUACACCAACCGACAAUCACCUACGGCGAAGUUAAGAGACCCGCCAGUUCGGCUAGCAGCCACGUCGGGAAGAAGGGUUUCUGGGGCGGCCUCCGCGAGAAGCUGAGCUUCGUCAGGGACAAGGAUAAGGGGGCUAAGCGCCCACUGAGCCUCGAUGGCAAGCUCCUUGCUCAAGGAGGCGGGGCUGGAGGCUUCGGCAGCAGCAAUGGUAACGGCAACGGCCUGGGCCCCAUUGGCGCGCCGACCGCCGCCGCGAUGCCUGCACAUUUCGCGAACGGCGCGGGCAUGCCCAGCAGAGACGAGAUCAUGGCCAGCUACCAGCAACUUAUGAAGGACGGUUUCUUUGAUGCGCAUGCUAUCCGCUCCACCCGCCAGCCUCCCCCGCCCUCGUUCAACCCCUCGACCACCACGUACUCGACCAAGCCUCCCACGGACAAGAAGUCCUUUGCCGAGCGCGUAUCGGGUCAGUGGCCUCUUCCGGCGACUGAGGAGGUUCAGCCUUUGCCAGAUUCGCGCGACGGAAACAGGAAACGCGGCAUGGACAAUGAUGAAGAUAUGUCGGCAGCCAAGAAGCUGCGCAAGUCUGCUUCUCGUAUGUCCGUCGACCUCUCGAUCCCAGGUCUCCGCAAGCAAAGGUCUCACGCCCAGUCUGCCUCGGUGGACAUGCCACCUCCCAAUUACAUGCCGCCUCCGCCUCCUCCUAACUACAUGCCUCCUCCCCCGCCUCCCCGCGCUGUCGGUGGAGGUACUGUUUUUGUUCGCCGGUCGUUUAGUAGCUCCAACCGCGCAAGCAAUAAGCUCGCCAAGCACCAGCCCUCGUCCUCUCUCGGCCCCAUGCCCAUGGACACGGACUUUACGCCCCCGAAUCCCUCCUACGCGGCUAGCAUCGAUUCCAACGACUCGAGGCGAUCCUUCCGCGAGGCAGCUCGUGCCUGGACUUCCCGAACCGCCCGCAAGGCAGCCGAGCCGCUGGGCCUGAGGCCCAACUCGAACCACGGCGCGGCGGUCAUGCAGUGCGGACCCGAGCAGUUUAAGAACCGCGGGUUCGGUUGCGAAGGGGAGAACUAUGGCGUUGCGCAGGAGCGCGAGCUGCCCAGCCGGUGGAGGGGUUUGACGCGAUUCACCUAA
Molecule: messenger RNA, 1476 nt
Organism: Colletotrichum abscissum
Lineage: Eukaryota; Fungi; Ascomycota; Sordariomycetes; Glomerellales; Glomerellaceae
Exons: 1
Coding region: 1-1476 (491 amino acids)
Source: RefSeq, a predicted model, not a curated record